Molecule: messenger RNA, 1860 nt
Organism: Scophthalmus maximus (turbot)
Lineage: Eukaryota; Metazoa; Chordata; Actinopteri; Pleuronectiformes; Scophthalmidae
Product: regulator of G-protein signaling 5
Exons: 5
Coding region: 1118-1603 (161 amino acids)
Source: RefSeq, a predicted model, not a curated record
UGCCAAAUCCGCGCGCGCGCGCGGUUGUAUGCGUGCGUGCGCGCGCGUGCAUGUGCGAGCGCACGUGUGUGUGUGUGUGUGUGUGUGGGUGGGUUGAUAAAUGCAGCCCUCGACUGUCAAACUGUGCACAUGCAGUACAGUGAGGGUCAAAAUUCACAUCAACAACAAGUGAAGGCACAACAUGCAGGAAGAACAAGAAGCUGACUAUAGAGGAGGAAGGCAGUUUGCAUAUUUACCAAACAAAGAGCAGAAUUCUAACACUGUGCACUAAAAUGUCAAGAUUUGGACCUGAAUCAAUCAACAACACUAGUAAAGAUCCAUGGUGGUUUAGGGGUUUAGUUGCCCUUGAAAGACCUGCACCCAUCACUGCUGACAGUACAUGCUACCGAGACCUUUUAUAUACACUUUGAGAUUGCUUUUAGCAAUGAAAAGUGCUCUAUAAAUGAAAUUUAUUAUUAUUAUUAUCAUAUUUUUCAAAUAAUUCCAUCUAUUAGAAUGCAAAAAAAGGCCCAGAAGGAUAGAGGAUAAAAUAAAAUAUUGACUUUGACGGAUUUGAGCAUGCAUCCCUGAUAAUAACACAAUGUGCACAGACUAAGAGUUGAACAAGUCUAGACACAUGAUGCCUUAAAGUGGCAUUUUUAUAUUUAGACACGUAUUCUGUCUUAUCUUGUUCUUCAUUAUCAAACGCCCUCUUCCCAGCCCUGCGGUUGUCCCACUCCUCCGCCCACCUGCUGCUCCCUCAUCACCUCAUUCAUCCCGUGAUAAAGGUCUCCUAAUGACGCUUGACCAGGCACGAAGCCGAAGUCGCCCUCGCUUUCAUUUUUCCGAUUGUACACGCCGACGGGCCUUGUGUGUCCCUGUUGAUGGAGCUCCGUGGCCUGUGAGCAUGUGCACCACCCUCCCUCGUCCAGCUGCUUUCAUCUCUUCUCAGUUCCCGUCUGUGCACCUGGCGGAGAGGAGCUGAUUGAGGCAUUGGAUAACAUCCAGGGAGACUAUUUAAGAGCAGCACCGUGCAGUCUGGGAGGCUGACGGAGUAAGAAAAACUCAGAGUAAAUCCCUGACCGCGAUCCGUUUCUUCAUUUUCUCUCUGCCGGGUUUUCCAAGACUAAAGACCUCGAUGUGUAAGGGUCUCGCCUCCCUGCCCUCCUCAUGCCUGGAGAAGGCGAAGGGGAUGCGGGUGAAGUUAAGCCAUCUGGCUGAGACACACCACAGGCUCAAGGUUCAGGACGGAAGAGCUCUUCAGGACCUGGAAACGCUUCUAAACCACAAAAGUGGCCUGCACGUGUUCCGUGGGUUCCUGCGUUCAGAGUUCAGCGAGGAGAACCUUGAGUUCUGGCUGGCCUGUGAGGACUACGGGGUUUCACGUUCAAACCUGCAAAAGACCAAGGCCAGCAGCAUCUACAGCCAGUUCAUCAACCCCGAUGCACCAAAGGAGGUAAACCUGGAUGCUGAGACCCGAGAGGCUCUGUUGAGCGUGAUGGACUCUCCGUGUGCCGACACGUUCAAGGAGGCCCAGCAGAAGAUCUACAACCUGAUGGCCAAAGACUCCUUCCCUCGCUUCCUACGCUCACAUCAGUGCAUAGAGGCCAUUAAGGCGUUUUAAAGAUACACUGUUUAUUACCACAAACCUGCUUAAGAAGUAAAUGCUGAUGGAUCUGUAGUGCUGGACAUGCUGAUUGUGUUUUAUCAUUCAUCUUAAAUAGUAGAAGACGCAUGCUGUUAACUGUGGCAACACUGAGCUGUAGGCAUAGCUUGAAACGUGGAACAUAGAAACCUCAAUCAUUAAGCUGAAACGAGGACUGAACUACAUAAGCUAUGUGACAUCAACAAAGGAUUUUAAUAAAUUCCUCAGGAAAGAUC